GAGCAUGCGCAUUAUCGACCUCAAGUAUGGCGGUGGAGGUGCAUGGCGUGAGCGACUUGCAGGCGGAAUUGGAAAGAGAGAGGGAAAAACUGAAAAAUGUGGAUGAAAAGAUCAAGAAAGAAACUGGAAGAGAACCAGGACCAGGCAGAACUGGACCAACAAGAAGGGUUUCAGCAAGUGCAGGAACGGUUCCUGGAAGGGGUGGUGCCCGUAUUUUUGCAGGAGCAAGGCGUGGUCUUAGUGACGGUGAUAUGCCCCCAGCAAAGCGAAGGCCUGUAGGUGGAGCAUUUAGCAGGCUGGGUCCAAGGGUAGGAGAAAGAAGACCACCUAGGCCGGAUAGUGGGGACGAGGAGGAGCUGCCAAACAAGCCCACUAUCCAGUCAUCAGUCGUUGCCACCCCAAAGGAAUCCCGCACCAGGGAAGACAGUCUAAAGGAACAAAAAAGUGACAAAAAAGGACUGCAGAGGAACCGACGCAUGUUUGGUCUGCUACUGGGAACCCUUCAGAGAUUUAAAGAAGAUUCCAAAGAAAAGACAGACAAGGAACAACACAGACAGGAAAUACUUCAAAAAUUGGAAGACAGAGAAAAACAAGAGAAAGAUGACAUAAGAAAAGAGCGACAGUCUUUGUUCAAAGAGCGCCGUGCACAACAAGCCAGAAUUCAGAGAUUAGAACAGAAAAUGGAGAUGGUACAAAUGCAUGAGGAAUGGGUAAAGCAGACAGAGUACUAUAAGCACUUCAUACGAACUAAAGCCAAACCCCACCUGUUCUACAUGCCAAAAGUGUCUACCUCCACUACCAGCAAGCAAAUCAAGGAGACAGCCAAGGUCAUUGAAGACCUGAUAAAGGAAAAGAAAAAGAAACUUGAUGAGGAAUUGGAGGCCCUGACAGCCAAAGAUGAAAAUCAAGAGAACGAAGAGGAGAUGGAGGUUGAAGGAGAGAUAGAGAAGGGAGAAACAAAUGAAGGGGAUGACACAAAGGUCAAGAGGUCACACAGGAGGGGCAGCAGAAGGUCAAGGGAUCAGGAUGAGGAUGAUGUAGAAAUGGCAGAGGAUAAUAACAGGGAGGGGGGUGAAGUUAAUGAGACAAGGGAGGGUAGGGAAGAGAGGGAGGAUGAGGGCCCAGUGAAAAGAGAGCAGACUGAGGAUAGGGAGGGGGAGGUUGUUAAACAAGAAACAUGGGAAUCUGAGAGGGAAGAGGGUCAGGUUGAUGAUGAUGUCAAAGAGGAAAGGCAAGUAGAAAUAAACGUGGAAGAUUUUAAGUCUGGAGAUAGGCGAGUGGUGAUGGAUGACAUUAAGUCAGAUAUAAAGAAUGAUGAAGAGGAAGAGGAAAGGCAAAUAAAGAGUGAUGUGGAAGAAAAAUCUAUGCAGGAAUAGUGUAGCUUGAUAUUUUUGGGAGGGGGCAUCUUAAUAUCUUUUCAUAAUGAUUAGGAGGGGGGACACCUCUUUUUUUGGGACUCAUUCAAAUCAAAAUGUACAUAUAUGGAUUGUAUUUUGCCGGGUUUUAAUCAUUGAAUUUGGGGGUAACUAGUCCUAAGAUCUUUUUUGGUGAGAGUUCAUUCAAGAAGGACGUUGUGUAAUUUGGAAAUAAUUGAUUUAAAAAAAUUGCCCAUUUAAAAAUAUUCCUGGUGUUCCUCAAAAAUAAAAUGCUGAAGUGAAAUUUACUAUAAUGACCUUUUGGUUACAAAAUUGGUGCAGAAGUUGAACCCUAUAAAGUUUGGAAAGGGGGGUGGGGAUUCCAAAAUUUAAAGUUUAUGCAUGUUGUGACUGGAUAUUCACUUUCAGGUUCUGGUAAUGGUGUUAGCAGUUAUUCCAUGUAUUCAUAUAUGUGAUAUCAUGAAAACUUUGUGUAUGUCUGUUCCUUUCUUUUUAUUAUUAUUUUUUUAAUUCUUGUUUUAUUGAUUUUUUUACAGCAGUAAUUUUAUUU
Lingula anatina is the source of this 1926-nucleotide messenger RNA. Its product is annotated as pinin. The record is from RefSeq and is a predicted model, not a curated record. Gene Ontology annotation, cellular component: catalytic step 2 spliceosome. NCBI's taxonomy places the organism in Eukaryota, Metazoa, Brachiopoda, Lingulata, Lingulida, Lingulidae.